Molecule: messenger RNA, 465 nt
Organism: Acanthosepion pharaonis
Lineage: Eukaryota; Metazoa; Mollusca; Cephalopoda; Sepiida; Sepiidae
Source: the annotation of a GenBank genome assembly
AUGAUUUUUUUAAAUUCGUCAUCUAUCUAUCUAUCUAUCUAUCUAUCUAUCUAUCUAUCUAUCUAUCUAUCUAAUAAAUAUUUAUUAGAAAUAAUUUCUUUCAUAAAUCCUCUAAUCUGUUUCCAUUUUUGUGAUCUAUCUAUCUAUCUAUCUAUCUAUCUAUCUAUCUAUCUAUCUAUCUAUCUAUCUCAGUCUGUUUCUUUCUUUCUUUCUUUCUCAGUCUAUUUCUAUCUAUCUAUCUAUCUAUCUAUCUAUCUAUCUAUCUAUCUAUCUCAGUCUGUUUCUUUCUUUCUUUCUAUCUAUCUAUCUCAGUCUAUUUCUAUCUAUCUAUCUAUCUAUCUAUCUAUCUAUCUAUCUAUCUAUCUACGCCCAACUAUUUGCCACUUGCUCGGACACAGACAAUCAACUCAAAAAACCAAUUUAAAAAUAUAUUUAAUCUCCUUUGAUGAGUGUCUCGAAUGUUAA